AUGUCGACCAAGGAGGCGGAAAGCCGCGCGGCAACACAGGCAACUACUCCUGCGUCGAUGCGCAAUGGGUCGUCUGCGUCCACUGCCGUUCCACCAUCAAGUGACACCGGUCCAGCAGGACGGGAGCGCAGCCAGCAGCAGACCAGCAGCUCCUCCUACUCAGAGCCUCUGCGCUAUGGUGCAAAUAUGCCAGCAUCAUACGAGCCACUGUUUGACGGUGCGUACGACAGCGAUCAUGAAAUGGACGGGGCUAAGGAUGCUGUCCCACCCGACACAUGUCCCGCGGCAUACAUUCUCGAGUGGGGCCCGCAGCAGUCUUGCGUUCGCUCCCCUCUCGAUAUCGACGACGCCGUGCUCAGCAGCGUCUCUUCUUUGUCCGGCGGUGUAGCGGGCGAAAGCUCCUCGCGCGUGAACUUCCUUCGCCAUGUGUGGCAGUGCGACCACAAAUUGCCGUUGUCACCAUCCGUGGCAGGGCGCAUGUUUGUCGGGCUACCGGCAUCAGCUACGUGCAGGCUCUACGUCCUUCGUGACACUGGCGAUGAGGAGACCAAUCGUCUUCUCUGCGCUACCUUUGACGUGGAUCCGGCAUUCAUGUCCGCUCACAUUUCUGGACAACGGUACCGCCCGAGAGAUCGUCCGUGGCGUGGUGGGAAGGGACAUAGUGCCACGUUUUCGGCAUGUUCCUACGUGUACCCGCAGACGCUCACUCUCACCGUGAACAAGCCGCUUCCAACGGGUUCGCCUCGUGGCAGUGGGAGUAACAGUCAACUGGAUGGACCAGGUGCAAAGCCUCAGACUCCUGCAUCCCAGGCUCCUCUCGACAACGGCCUGCAGCACCAGGAAAAGAACGAGGCGACUGCCCCUGUGGCGGAGUCGAAGGCUCCCAGUCAAGAGCCCCGGCACUCCUCGCCUACCUACGAUCCAAAGACAGAGAUGAUCAGCAACCCAGUCGUCAUGUUCUGUCGCGCAAGCCUCUGGGCGAGUCCACGUGCCAAUGUUCUCUUUCUCGACCGCAAUCCUUCAUCCACUUCUCUCGAAGAUGCUCUGUUAGAGGCUCUGGAUGACACGAUGGGGCCUGAUUCUGCCCCAGACCAGAGUGACAAUGGAACACAGCUGGCAACAGCAGCCAGGACGCUUGAAGAUUCGCUCUCUGGGCUUGUCUACGACCAAUGGCUGGACUUUGUUGAUACACUCAGUGUCAGCAACCGCGAAAUCAACCCGGGAAGAAUCAACAGAAAGCUUCUUUGGGGAAUGUCGCAGUACCUGGAGCAGAAUCUGACCAUAGCUCGCACGCACGAAAAGAAGGUACACAUGGCAAAGCAGCAUCAGCUUCAGUCGGCACAAGAGACGGACAAGGCUUCGUUGGAAAAUGCAGGUCCCUUCUACUAUGAUGGGCAGCAAUUUGCAGGCUCGGACGACUGGAAGGAGCUUCUCUCCCGCCUAGAGCGAAUUGUGGCAUUACUUCCGUUGCAGAGUCGGAACCCAUUGGUUGCUGCCACAGGUGGUAACAUGGCCCGAUUCACCGCGUCAGACACGUCAUAUACUGUCAACCGCAUCCCCUCUCAGGACACUCAAGAAGUGGCCAUUCAUAGUGCACCGGAGCUUGGUCUAGGCAGUAGCACAUCCACUCCAAAAGGCCCUCUCCCUGGUGGCAUCAAUGACCCAUCUCGACAGCCGUUCAGUCGCACGCCGGAGGGACAAGAAGCUCUCAGCAGAAUAUCUUACAUGGGUGGAAUCUUGCUGCCGUUCUCUAUCAUCGCCGGCGUACUCUCCAUGUCAGAUCCGUUUGGUCCGGGCGACCGCCUAUUCUGGGUCUUCUGGGUCAUCACGCUUCCCAUAACAUGCUUUACGCUAACCAUUAUUUACGCCGAUGACAUUCGAAAGGCUUACAUCUGGAAGCCCAUGAGCCACAAGAGCCUCCAAGACGCCAUCAACAAAGGCGAAGCCGUCACUGCCGACGCGGCGGCUCGUCUGGCGCACGCGGCUGAGAGAGUCAUUGACAAGUUCUCUUCCGAUGGAGACCCGGAGAUUGAGACAGAUCCCGUGGCAUCGGCGGUUCGCCUCGUCGACGCUCGUGGCAGCAACGGACGGCGGGCUAGGGUCCGUGUCACGACCAAAUCAGGUCCAGGUGGACCGACGUUCUACCGACUUGCCGAUGUGUCCAAUCCCGAGAGCCCACCAGUGUCCCCAGUUUCGGCUCAAGGACCUCCACUCCCCGAACCUGCGACCGUGAGGAUAGCGACGGCUAACGUCGAACUCUCAGGCGCUAUUCAACACGCUCGAGUACGGCGCCGCCUCGGCAUUUUGGGCCCGUUGCAACAGCUUUGGCCCCGAAAGAGCCAACCGAAUGUGCCGGCGUCAACUUCGUUACAUAAUGCUAGCUCAGCUCGGUUCGCAGACGAUGUUGAGCCAGGUCUCCCGUCGGGCGACACGGUGGUUAUCGACGUCGUCAGACCUAACGUGGACAGCGGCACUGCUGAGAUGUUCAGCCGGCCUGUUUCUGGCCUCAAUGUCGCCGCCCCUGGCUGUCCGACGAUUCUCCUGGAGCAGCGCAACGACGAAUUACAGCCCAAGGCAUGGCGUCUGCAGCAGCUUGGCUGGGUGGGAGCUUUCAAGACCAUGGUCGGCUACCAGCGACCGCGUGACGCCUAG
Sporothrix brasiliensis 5110 is the source of this 2652-nucleotide messenger RNA. RefSeq lists its product as uncharacterized. The coding region runs from base 1 to 2652 and encodes 883 amino acids. The record is from RefSeq and is a predicted model, not a curated record. NCBI's taxonomy places the organism in Eukaryota, Fungi, Ascomycota, Sordariomycetes, Ophiostomatales, Ophiostomataceae. The transcript has a single exon.